AUGCCAUUCACCUACACAGAUCUUGCCACGCCGGAGUCUAUCCGACUGAUCCAGGUGAUGCCAGAGAAGAUUGAUAACGUCAUCGCUUUGACCAUCCACACGUACGACGCACAAGAGCUCCAACAAGCAGGCCAUAACACUAGCUAUCGCGCCCUGUCGUACCGCUGGGGAAAUCCUGAAAGCAAGACACCACACGUCUAUUUGAGGGACGCCGAAAAGGCCAAGUGGCACCUACAUCCAGUUCACGAGAACUUGUGGCAGUUUAUCAACCAUGUGUGGCAAUGUCAGUGGUUUGAUGACCUUUUCUGGACAGAUUAUUUUUGCCUAAACCAGAGUUCCGCCGAGGAGAAGAGUCAGCAAAUUCCCAGGAUGGGUAUCAUCUAUUCUGGAGCCGCAGAAGUCAUCAUCUGGCUUGGGCUCUCCGAAGAUGAGGAGCGUCAGAUCGAAUUCUUUCUUGAACAUCUCAAGAAGAACGGCACGUGUUACGGACCAGAGGAUGAUGAAACAACUCAAAUAAUUGAAGGCACUGUUACAGCUCUGUGCAAGAAUCCAUACUGGUCUCGCCUCUGGAUCAUCCAAGAAGUCACAUUGGCAAAGAGAGCCGUGGUCAUGAUGCGUUCUCGCCGUAUCGAUUUUGAGGAUCUUGAGUCCGCAACUCUUAAGUCCAGGGGAGGAUGGCCUGAUUUCGACCCCCCUUCUCUCAGCGAUCUCCGGUACUUGAGGCUCCAACAAAACAACCGACAAUUAGGAACGCUGCUGAAGACCCAUGUGGCAAGAAACUAUCAAUGCAGAGAGCCGAAUGACCGAGUCUUUGGUUUGAUCGGGCUGUUGGAUCCACCCAAUGACUUUCUACGUGUGGACUACACAAGGGCGUACAGCCACGUCAUUCUGGACGCAAUAUUGGAAUCAGGCGCAGAUAUGUCACACCAAAAUUUGCCAGGAGUCCUCGAUAGCCUCGCUCAAGGAGAUCCACCACUCAGACUCACCACAAAUCCCAAUGAGCUUGAGGAGUACUUAAGCGAUCAACGGACGAGCCAGCGGCAUAGGGAGCUUGCGAGCGCGGCUUUACAAGCCUUUGACUCUAUGAGUUUGAUCAUGACUGUCGAAAGCGCCCCUCAAUCUCGCUCGCACAUCAACAAGACACACUUUGAACUGUGUGAUAAUAGGGCUCUGGGUGUACAGAACGGAGCUGCCUUUCUUGGAUUCUCCCUCGUGUUCGGGUCGUCUGAGGACUGGGCAUCGAGCUUGCUUCAGAACUGGGAGACUUGGCGACAACAUAAGCUUCAAACGCAACCGGGGCUGUCUCGAUGGCGAUGUGUAGCGCAUCAAACGGAAGAACACAUGUCAAAUUACACUCGCCAGUAUCGCGGAGAACCCUCAAGGGAGGACUACAUGGAAGAGUUCCAGCGCGUUUAUAUGCGAAGCUUCUGUCAUUUCCCUCUCCAGGAUGCUUUCAUCAAGUGUUGGCAACGAGAGUGGACACGGCGGCACGGAGGUAGUUUCCCCAUGGAAGAGUAUAUGCACGCCUACACUUUAUUUCGAACGAAGAAGUCGAAUCAUCAUGCUUUUAUUCGCAGCCAAAGGGCUCCAGCAAACCAAGGCCGCGAGACGGCGCUACCUCGUGACAGCAGCUGGAAUCCUGAGGAUAUCAAGAAAGCAUGUGGGAAAGCGAAUGAGGACUGUGACGGGUCAGGCAUGAUUUUGGAGAUUCCUCACACUUCUUUCCGGUUGAUUGUUUCUGAAGGACGAAAGAUGCGGCUCGACUUAAACCUGGGUUGA
This is a messenger RNA of Diaporthe citri, 1779 nucleotides long. RefSeq lists its product as uncharacterized. The coding region runs from base 1 to 1779 and encodes 592 amino acids. NCBI's taxonomy places the organism in Eukaryota, Fungi, Ascomycota, Sordariomycetes, Diaporthales, Diaporthaceae. The transcript has a single exon. The record is from RefSeq and is a predicted model, not a curated record.